This is a messenger RNA of Trichosporon asahii var. asahii CBS 2479, 771 nucleotides long. RefSeq lists its product as uncharacterized. The record is from RefSeq and is a predicted model, not a curated record. Gene Ontology annotation, molecular function: phosphoadenylyl-sulfate reductase (thioredoxin) activity. Gene Ontology annotation, cellular component: cytoplasm. The transcript has 4 exons. The coding region runs from base 1 to 771 and encodes 256 amino acids. NCBI's taxonomy places the organism in Eukaryota, Fungi, Basidiomycota, Tremellomycetes, Trichosporonales, Trichosporonaceae.
AUGACUGUCGACAGCGACGUCCUCACCCCGCAAUACUCGCCCGAGCAGCUCGAGCAGAUCAACAAGGAGCUCGAUGGAAAGUCGCCCCAGGAAGUCCUCGCCUGGGCCAUUGACAACAUUGACGGCCUCUAUCAGACUACAGCCUUCGGACUUACUGGUCUCGCCGCCGUCGACAUGAUCUCCAAGAUCUCUCAGGACCGGGAGGAGACGCACCUCGUGCCCCUCAACGUCGCCGACACCUACAUCGCUCCUCUGCACGUAUACCGUCCUCCUGGAGCUGAGACGGCGGACGAGUUCGCUGCCAAGUAUGGCGAGAAGCUCUGGGAGACGGACGAGGCGAGCUACGACUACCUCGUCAAGGUCGAGCCGGCGGCGCGGGCGUACAAGGAGCUCGGCGUCCGUGCCGUGAUCACCGGAAGGCGGCGAAGCCAGGGUGCCGACCGUUCCAACCUCGCUGCUGUCGAGGUCGACGAGCGCGGCCUCAUCAAGGUCAACCCCCUCAUCACCUGGAGCUUCAAGGAGGUCAAGGACUACGUUGACAAAGAGGGUGUGCCGUACAACUCUCUGCUGGACCAGGGCUACAAGUCGAUCGGCGACUGGCAUUCGACGGCCAAGCCGGACCCGAAUGCGGCGGAUGCUGGCGAGCGCUCGGGACGCUGGCAGGGCAAGGCCAAGUCUGAGUGCGGCCUGCACACGAACUACUUUGAGAUGAAGAAGAAGUUUGAGGAGAAGGCCGCCGCCCAGGCUGCCGCGAACGCUCCGGUGCAGUAG